ACACACACACACACCGAGACUCAAUUACUGCCCAAUUCCCUUCUUUAUCAUUCGACCUCUUCUUUCAGAACCAAAACCGACCAGGGGAAGAAUAAAACUGAGGCGACAAGAAGUGUUAGUUGAUCUAAAUGAAAACCAAACGCGAUCUGGAAAUAAAGUGAAGUAUCGAAACUAUAAAAAGAGAGAAAAGGAUAAAGGUGUUUCAGCCGUGAUGUCAAAGAGCUGAAGACAUCUCGAACAAUAUGGAGUCUGGAGAGCGGCUGGCCUCCCCUGCGCCCACCCUGUCUGCUGCUCGCACCUCCUCCCCUGCGGCCUCUUCUUCCUCCUCCUCUUCCUCCUCCUCCUCGUCUCCUGCACCCCACUCUAAGAGCAGCCUGGCCCCGAGCCCGUCGUUGCUGGGAUCCACCCUGAACACCUCCGGCCGUCUGUUUGGAGCUGCAGGAGAGACGCCCUUCAUCGGCUCCACGUUGUCAAGUGCCUUCCCUCUGGUCAACCACCCAGCCUUCGGAGCCCUGUACACCGCCGGAGGGGGCCGGCCCGAGUUCGGAGGUCUGGGCUCCAUCGGGAUGUCGGCUGCUCUGGCUGCCCACCCGCAGUUAGGAGCCCUGUCCGAUUGGUGGAGAGCUGCUGAAGCUCACGGACGGGGAGCCGCCGCCUUCCUCCCUUCUUUCUUCAGCUUCCCUCCGUUCUUCGCCCCUCACAUUCAGCCCAAUCACAGCACCGCUCCCGCUCAGAUCAGGACCCCCGGAAAGAACAGCCACGACCCCCCUAAAGGGGUGAAUGGAGCAGUGAAUGGCAGCGGGGUCUGUCCUCCCACCACACAAUCGGUGAGCUAUUCUGCGAGUUCGGCUCCGGUGCAGGCGCUGACAAAGCCGACCAAAACCUCAGACCCGUCCAACAGCCACCGGAGCAGCCCACAGAACGACCCUGCAGAGGAAGUGAAGACGACCGUGAAACCGAAAGAUAAGAAAUUGCGGAAGAAACCAACAGGCACAUCUUUGGUCAGCAGCAGUGAGUCAGGCACGUCCUCGGACAGCUCGAGUGAUGGGUCCCUCAGCAGUGACCUGGAGGACCUGGCUGAGGACGACGAAGACGAUGAUGAGGAUGAGGACGAUGAAGAUGAAGAUAAACAGAGCGAGUUAUCAGACUCUGAGAAGCGAACAAAGAAGAGAUCGAAGGUUCUGAGUUCCGGCUCUGGAACAGGAAAGACUGACAGACCCUUCCUCUCCAGGGAAAUCCAGGACAGAAGAGACCCCCAAGCCAAGAAGGUGUCCUCCAACCCCCCAACCCUCGUGCCCCUUCCCUGUUCCGUUUCCCCACCCGUCUUGACCCAGACCUCCCCGCUGCAGAGCUCCAGGUCCCGGACCGAGGCGCCGCAGCAGCACUUGAGCGUGAUUCAGUCCACCGGCCUGGCUGCCAACCCCAAGCCCCUGGCGCUCCUCACCCAGCCCCGCAGGGAGUCUUCCCCGUCGUCCUCCCCCAUCGCCCUCACCACUUCCCCGAGAGCGUUCUCCAGCACCGCUUCUCCCAAACCCCCCAAACUGCUGCCCUCCUCCUCACCACAGCACCUGCCCCUCUCCCUCUGCUCCUCGCCGAAGCCCCUCUCCGUCCCCUCUCCGCCUCGCUCCACCCUGCUGGCGUCUACCUCCCCAAAACCUUUCGGCUUGACCUCGUCGUUAACGAGCGCCCAGAAAACCUCGCCGAAGCUGCCGAAGCACACCGUGCCCAGCGCCGCCAAGUCCAACAAGAGGAAGCUGCUGGAAGCGUCUCUGGCUCAGAUCAACGAGUUCAGACUCAAACAGAUGUCUCAGUCGCAGACGUUCCCAGCCGAGCAGAAGAAGAAGCAGCAGCAGGGUCCAAACAAGACACCCAAGAGGACGUCUCUGUCUUCGCCGCCGCUGCCGCCAGCUCCGCCUCUUCCCCCUCUUCCCCCCCAGAACAAUCACUCCAACCUCUUCCUGUCGAGCGCGCUGCUGGGUCUCCCAGAACCCCACCACCCCAACGGGGUCAUCCAAAGCACCACUCAGGACGCACCUUUGGCCCUCAUCACCAAACCUCGCAAAGACCCCGCCUCCCGGGGCAGGUCCCCCCAGCUCAACCCGGACGCCGGGUCCAUGCCCGUCAACCUGAGCACGGGGGCCAGCCGGACCCAGGCGAGUACCCAGGCUGGCCCUCCUCCUCCGUCACAGCCUCCAACUACCUCACCCCAAGCCACAGGCCACGGAUCCAGGAAGACCAAGACACCCCGGAGUAAAGGACAGACCCUGGGUCUGGGUCAAGCGGACCCUUUAGCUGCCUGGAAGGGCUUCUCCCAGAACCAUCUGGUCCAGUCUCUGGUUGAACUGUUUCGAGGAAGCGAGUCCGGCAUCGGGAUUCCUGGGGUCAGUAUCCCAGGAGUGGGAAUUCCUGGGAUGGGAAUCCCCGGAACCUGUAACCCCACGGCUGCUCUUCCAGCCAACAAGGAAUCUGACGACUCAGGAGACGACGAGGACGAGGACGAAGAUGACGACCUCGAAGAGGAGGAUGAAGAGGACUCUGAAGACAGCCUUUCAGAGUCGGACAGCAACUCAGACAGCGACAUUUCUGGGAAGAAGGUGAAGGAGUUGAAGCAGCUGCCAUCCAGUUCAUCCAAGAAGGAGACAACCUCCCAUAGGUUCACCAAAGGUCCAGAACUCAUGAACACCUCAGCCAAUCACAACGCCACCAGCUGCUCCCCCCUCAACCUGCAGGUCAUCAAGAGUCCCACCACAGCCACCAGCUCCAGUGCCUUGGCCUACCACAGCUCUGCCGGCUCCUCCUCCUACAGCCUGGCCUCUCCGUUAGGUUUGGGGAAGAGGAAGAGGGUGAUGGACGAGAAGGGGUUGACGGCUCCUCUGGAGUUGGGGUGGCGGCGAGAGACGAGGAUCAAAUCAGUGGCCGGACGCCCGCAGGGCGAGGUGGCGUACUACGCCCCCUGCGGCAAGAAGCUGAGGCAGUACCCCGACGUGAUGAAGGAGAGGGAGAGGAGGAGGCAACACGUAAUGCUGAUGAAGGCUGUCGAGGCUCGCAAGAAAGCAGAGGAGCGCGAACGCCUGCGGCAGGAGAAGAGGGACGAGAAGCGCCUGAACAAGGAGCAAGCCAAAUGA
Molecule: messenger RNA, 3125 nt
Organism: Nematolebias whitei (Rio pearlfish)
Lineage: Eukaryota; Metazoa; Chordata; Actinopteri; Cyprinodontiformes; Rivulidae
Product: bromodomain adjacent to zinc finger domain protein 2B
Molecular function (GO): DNA binding
Source: RefSeq, a predicted model, not a curated record